Molecule: messenger RNA, 1629 nt
Organism: Oikopleura dioica
Lineage: Eukaryota; Metazoa; Chordata; Appendicularia; Copelata; Oikopleuridae
Source: the annotation of a GenBank genome assembly
AUGGAAAAGCCUGAAAUGUUUUCGACUCCUCGAAAGAAGCUCCAAUCUCCCUUUCUCGCAAGAAUUCAAGCAGAUGAGAGCUGCAACUUCCCUUCUCCAGGAAUUUUGACGAACAAGAACAAGCAGACCUCAACUCCUUUCAACAAACGAUCGCCGAAAGAAGUCACCUUCCAUAUUCCAGACAUAUCCGUCAUCAACAGUGAAACACCACAGAGAAAGAGUAUCCAGAAGGAAAAUAAACUUCCACUGCCAAGAGUGAACAGUCCAGCAAAAAACAUCUUCUCUGACAUGGACUCGGACGCAUUUCACAGCUGCGUGGAAGAAUUUAGCGACGAUCAGUCUGAAAUUAAAGACUCCAAAGGGCGCAUCUUCCAUGAAAUAACAAAUGACAACGAGCAAUCCUUCGCAAAAGAUUUGAAUGAAAACUUGACGAAGUUUGAAACGCCAAAUGAGCAGAAGCAAGCUUCGAAACUUGCCCUCGAAAAGUCGAUCUACAUGACUCCCUCUGAAAAUGUGACGAUAAAUUUGAUGAAGAAAGAAAAACCGAUGUACUUCACACCUGCCGAAAAAUUAAAGGAUAGUCGAUUUGGAUCCGCUACGGAAUACUACACGCCGAAUUACAUCCCUCAAUCCCCUGCUCCGAGAUCAGGCAAACUUGAAGACGUAACCAACCGUCUCUCGAACUUGCUUGAUAAUAUCAGACCCACAAAUCAGAUGAUGCUCGAGGGCCGCAUCGACGAACUCGAAAGUCAAAAUCUCGAGUUGAAGCAAAAGCUGCUGGCAAUCACAGAAGAGCUCUCUUCCCUUGGCGCAUACAAUAUUCAAACAGACUUUCUUGAAAAUCUCCAGAUUCGAGUUGACACUCACAUUGCAAAAGUUCAUGAAAUAAUCGACGAAAUGUCCACUUUUGCGGAGGACAUCAAGGCGAAGAUCCGGAAGAAUAUGUCCGGGAAUAAAAACGCUCUCACACCUCCUGAAAAGGAGAAAGAAUUGGUGACAGAGGAUGAUCGAGGUCGGCGACUUUGGGAUCGAGGCGAGUACCAGAAGAUUGCUCAACAUCGUCUCAAAGUCGACAUGGAAAAAGCUACAAAAUACGGCCCAGACGCGAACCUUGAAAAGCGAGACUUGCCCAGCUCAAUGCGAGAUCCCGUUCAAGCUCGAAAGAAAAAGCUUGACAUGGAAAGUGGAAUCGGGAAAACGGUCGCGAUCAGUUUCGAAAACGGGAAUAACGGCAAGGGCUCUGGCGGAUACUACUGCUCAGUUUGUGAUGUCAAUGUCAAAGAUUCAAGAGCGUACUUGAACCACAUGAAUGGAAGAAGACAUCAGAGGAAUAUGGGCUUCAACCCUUACAAACUGCCAGAAUCAAGCGUCGUCGGUGUGAGACAAGUCUUCGCUGAUCGAAUAAAAAAGAUGGAAGAACUGAAAAAGACCGGAGGCAUGACCUUCGAAAAGCAACAAGCCGAGCGAAAAGCUCAAGCCGAAGCCGACGAAGAGUGGCACAAGCAAUAUAAGAAAGAAUGCAAAAAGGCGAAAAAGAGAAAGAUCGCCGCAGCUUGUGAAAGUCUCGAAGAUCCACUAUCAGCUUCAGUAAUGGGCUUUGCUUCAUUUGGCGCCAAAAAGAAGCAUUGA